CUCGGUUAAAUUCAUAGCAGAACAGCAACAAAUUGUGGCCGGCACUUCUCAUGGCUUAAUCUACCUAUUAAGCUAUGAAGCACUCGAACUAAUCAGUUUCGUGCGAGCACACUCACGAUCUGUCAACUCUUUGGCUAUACAUGCAACCGAACCAUACGUGUUGUCAGCAUCUUUUUCUGGUGAUAUUCAGUUGCGGGACUAUGAGGACGACAUGGGACUAAUAAAAACAUUUGAUACAAAAAUUUGGUGCGCGAGGUCUGUGGCAUUUGAUCCAUCCGGGGCCACUUUUGCUAGUGCUUGUGGUGUUCUAAUAAAGACAUGGAACCUGGAUUCUGGCGAAUGUAAGCACACUUUUUGUGGGCAUUCACACGAGGUGACCUGUUUGGAGUACUUCACUCGUGAGGAUGAGCUAUACUUGAUCAGUGGUUCUCAAGAUAGAACUGCGAAGAUUUGGGACUGCCACACAGGGCGCUGUGUUAGGACACUUAAAGUGUAUUCGCCUGUUCGUGCAGUCUGUUCCCAUCCGGAUCUUCAAAUACUAAUUACAGGCUCAUAUAAUGGGUCUGUUCACAUUUGGAACUCCACUAGCUUCAGGCAUGAGCGCGUACUGAAGUUAGACCUCGGUUGUGUGAAUGCUAUAGCAUAUCUGAAAGGCUCAACAAGGGUCGCUAUCGGACAUGCCUGUGGAAUAGAACUGGCAGAAAUUGGCCCGGAAGAAGCCAUUGAAUGUUAAGGGGAUGCAUGAAACGGCUAUUUAAGGAACAGAGGAAAACUCUAAUUUGUUUCUUUUGUUGCACGUGAAAAAUGUAUGCUCCAAGAUCCUUUACAAAAACUAGCACGCAUCUCAAAGCAAUCAAGAUUAAUUAUGUCA
This is a messenger RNA of Panicum virgatum (switchgrass), 871 nucleotides long. RefSeq names its product putative coatomer subunit beta'-3. The record is from RefSeq and is a predicted model, not a curated record. The coding region runs from base 212 to 733 and encodes 173 amino acids. The transcript has 5 exons. Gene Ontology annotation, cellular component: COPI vesicle coat. Gene Ontology annotation, biological process: intra-Golgi vesicle-mediated transport; retrograde vesicle-mediated transport, Golgi to endoplasmic reticulum; intracellular protein transport. Lineage: Eukaryota; Viridiplantae; Streptophyta; Magnoliopsida; Poales; Poaceae. Gene Ontology annotation, molecular function: protein binding.